ACUCAACAGAAUAUUCCGGAUAAACCGAAUGUCAAUUGUCAAAUAAAUAUUUUAUGGCAUUCCUGACCAAUCUAGAAAACGCCUUUUCCUGCCGCUUUAUUUUGUUUUAACUAAGAAUUAUUUAAUAUUUGAGUAUUUAAUAAGAAGUUCUACAUCAAUAAUGGUGGACUACAGUAAAUGGAAAGAUAUUGAGAUAUCAGAUGAUGAAGAUGAAACUCAUCCGAACAUCGACACUCCGUCUUUGUUCCGCUGGCGGCACCAAGCCCGAGUGGAACGUAUGGAGGAAAGAAGGCGCGAGAAAGAGGAACACGAGCAACGAAAAGCCGAAAAUAUUAGAAAACUAGCUGAAACAAAAAAGAAAAUCGCGGAAGCAUCUACAAACAGCACUGACCUUGACUCUUUGAAGAAGGCUCUCGCGGAUCUCGAAAAAGAGGAAAGAGAGAUUAAAGCAAAAGAAGAUGAUUUGAAAAAGAAAGAGAAGAAAACUCCCUGGAAUGUAGACACUAUCAGUGAACCAGGUUUUACUAAAACAAUAAUAAACGCAAAAGCUACACGGCCGAAGGACGAAAACCUAACUGAAGAAGAGAAGGAAGCAAAAAUGAAAAAGUUUAUAAAGGAUAAUGAGAGUUUUUUGAAGCAGUUUGGUAUGUUGCGACGUUAUGAUGACUCGAAGCAGUUCCUUCAGACACAUAGUCAAUUAGUAUGUGAAGAAACAGCUAACUAUCUUGUUAUUUGGUGUAUAAACUUGGAAAUGGAAGAGAAACAUGACCUAAUGGCUCAUGUAGCGCACCAAACUAUCUGUAUGCAGUAUAUAUUGGAGUUGUCUAAGCAAUUGGAUGUUGAUCCAAGAGCCUGUGUGGGCUCGUUUUUCUCCAGAAUUCAAGUGGCUGAAAAAACAUACAAAGACUCCUUUGAUGAUGAGCUGGAACAAUUUAAAGCCAGAAUUAAGAAGAGAGCGGCAGAGAAGAUUCAAGAGGCAAUUCGUGAGCAGGAAGAGGAGGAAAGAAAGGCAAGGCUUGGACCAGGAGGGUUAGACCCCGUUGAAGUUUAUGAAGAGCUCCCUGAUGAAUUGAAAAAAUGCUUUGAUGCACAAGAUGUUCCAUUGCUUCAAGCAACCAUUGCUAAAAUGCCAGAACAGGAGGCUGUUUAUUACAUGAAGAGAUGUGUAGAUGCUGGUUUGUGGGUUCCCGGAAAGAAUGAUGAAGAAGCAACAAUGAAAGACAAUUCAUCACCCACUGAGCAGAAAAAAGAUGAACCCCCUUCGAUUAGCACUGAAGAUUUAGACUGAUUAGUAUUAUAUAAUUUCUCAAGGCAUUUCAGUUUUAAUACACACAAAAAUAAUAUUCUCACAUUAUUCUAACUGCAGUGCUAUACUAGAUUCUAAGAAACUAUUAUCUAGGUCUAAAACGAAAUUAAUUCCAUUGUAGAGAUCCAGGUGAUGAUCAGACAUUUGAUCAUUUAGAGUACAAGUACUAACUUACCUUGAUAUAAAAAUCUGCUUUAUAUUUAGUAGUCAGAUUUGCACAGAGAGUUUAUUAUCAAUUUUUUUAAUUAUUUUAGUAGCGUUAUAAGCUAGAAUUACUUUCUGUCAAUCUGCUACAUAGUGAACAAGAACACCACAACUGUGUUAUUAGUUAUGUACAUAACAAUGCUGAAUAUGAACAAUAAAGAGUUUAUUAUGCCUGAUAUUUUA
Molecule: messenger RNA, 1693 nt
Organism: Vanessa atalanta (red admiral)
Lineage: Eukaryota; Metazoa; Arthropoda; Insecta; Lepidoptera; Nymphalidae
Gene: Cdc37
Product: hsp90 co-chaperone Cdc37
Exons: 5
Coding region: 161-1288 (375 amino acids)
Biological process (GO): protein folding; protein stabilization
Cellular component (GO): cytoplasm
Molecular function (GO): protein-folding chaperone binding; protein kinase binding; heat shock protein binding
Source: RefSeq, a predicted model, not a curated record